Messenger RNA from Diceros bicornis minor, 3678 nucleotides. It is a transcript of the gene DCAF8, whose product is annotated as DDB1 and CUL4 associated factor 8. The record is from RefSeq and is a predicted model, not a curated record. The transcript is spliced from 12 exons. Gene Ontology annotation, cellular component: cytoplasm; Cul4-RING E3 ubiquitin ligase complex. Gene Ontology annotation, molecular function: protein binding. Bases 458 to 1927 code for a protein of 489 amino acids. Lineage: Eukaryota; Metazoa; Chordata; Mammalia; Perissodactyla; Rhinocerotidae.
UGGCGGCUUCGUUGGUGGCGGCAGCGGACGGGGCGGCUGGGCCUGGAACAGUCGGAGCAGCCGCUGGCAGAAGGAUGACCCAAGACGGGAAGCAGGCUGCUGAGCCUCGCCGGCUCCCGUGCUUGUAAUUGCCCCAGCCGGACACCCCCCCCCCUUGACCUACCCGGUCCGUGUCUCGUUCCGGCUUGGCCUGCCCCCCUCUCCCGUGGCCCGUACCCCCUCAAGAUAGAUUUGACUCCUUUCCCAAGCUCCCACGGCUCAAGUCUUCUUCCCCUGACCCGAGUCACCGCCGGGAGGACUGGUUGCCCUUUCCUCAGUAGAAGAGACACCUUUGCCAUUUAAACUUUAACUGUCUCAGUCCUUCAGUGAAUCUACAGACCUAUUUUCUCAGGAGCUCAGCCUGGCCCUACUUCAGUGAUAAAGGAGGAAAGGCUGGCUACAAUAAACAUCAUUCAAGAUGUCCGGCAAAGGGAGCAGCACAGAUGGCAAAACAGACUUAGCUAAUGGAAGCCUGUCUAGCAGUCCAGAGGAGAUGUCAGGAGCUGAGGAGGGGAGGGAGACAUCCUCAGGCAUUGAAGUGGAGGCCUCAGACCUGAGCUUGAGCUUGACCGGGGAUGAUGGUGGCCCCAACCGCACCAGCACAGAAAGUCGAGGCACAGAUACAGAGAGCUCAGGUGAAGACAAAGACUCUGACAGCAUGGAGGACACUGGGCAUUACUCCAUCAAUGAUGAAAACCAAGUCCAUGACCGCUCAGAGGAAGAGGAGGAAGAAGAAGAGGAAGAAGAAGAGCAUCCUCGGCGCCGUGUACAGCGCAAGCGGGCCAACCGUGACCAGGACUCAUCAGAUGAUGAGCGUGCCCUGGAGGAUUGGGUGUCCUCGGAGACAUCGGCCCUGCCCCGACCUCGCUGGCAAGCCCUUCCUGCCCUUCGAGAGCGGGAGCUGGGAUCAAGUGCCCGCUUUGUAUAUGAGGCUUGUGGGGCAAGAGUCUUUGUGCAGCGUUUCCGCCUGCAGCAUGGGCUUGAGGGCCAUACUGGUUGUGUCAAUACCCUGCACUUUAACCAGCGCGGCACCUGGCUGGCCAGUGGCAGUGAUGACCUAAAAGUGGUGGUUUGGGACUGGGUGCGGCGGCAGCCGGUUCUGGACUUUGAGAGUGGCCACAAAAGCAAUGUCUUCCAGGCCAAGUUCCUUCCUAACAGUGGUGAUUCCACCCUGGCCAUGUGUGCUCGUGAUGGGCAGGUGCGGGUAGCAGAGUUGUCUGCUACUCAGUGUUGCAAGAAUACAAAGCGUGUGGCCCAGCACAAGGGAGCGUCCCACAAGUUGGCCCUGGAACCAGACUCUCCCUGUACGUUCCUCUCUGCAGGUGAAGAUGCAGUUGUCUUCACCAUUGACCUCAGACAAGACCGGCCAGCUUCGAAACUGGUGGUGACAAAAGAGAAGGAGAAGAAAGUGGGGCUGUAUACAAUCUAUGUGAAUCCUGCCAAUACCCACCAGUUUGCCGUGGGUGGACGAGAUCAGUUUGUAAGGAUUUAUGACCAGAGGAAAAUUGAUGAGAAUGAGAACAAUGGAGUACUCAAGAAAUUCUGUCCUCAUCACCUGGUGAACAGUGAGUCCAAAGCAAACAUCACCUGUCUUGUGUACAGCCACGACGGCACAGAGCUCCUGGCCAGUUACAAUGAUGAAGACAUUUACCUCUUCAACUCCUCUCACAGUGACGGGGCCCAGUAUGUUAAGAGAUACAAGGGCCACAGAAAUAACGCCACAGUAAAAGGCGUCAAUUUCUAUGGCCCCAAGAGUGAGUUUGUGGUGAGCGGUAGUGACUGCGGGCACAUCUUCCUCUGGGAGAAAUCAUCCUGCCAGAUCAUUCAGUUCAUGGAGGGGGACAAAGGAGGCGUGGCACAGUUUAUUGAGAAGAGAAAGGGAUCUUAGGGAAGAACCCCUGGCCUGAGUGAAGUAUCUCUAGGCAUGGACCUUUUCCAAAAGAAAAACAUCAGAGUUCAAGGACCAAGAACCAUCACACCAUCCUACAUAGGAGCAUUUUUCGGAUAGUUGGGAAAAUCAGAAUAUGGUCUGUACGUUAGAUAAUGUGGCAUUCGAUGUUAAAUUUAUUUGAUGUGAUAAUAGCAUUCUGUUUAUGUAGGAGAAUAUCCUUGUACUUAGGAGAUAUGUAUUAAGUAUUUAAGGAUGAAGUGUCAAGCUUACGUUCAAAUGGAUACAAAUAAACAUGAUAUAUAUGUAUAUAUAGGGAGAGAGCAAAUACGGCAAAAUGUGUGUGUGUUUUCUUUUUUAAAGCAGCCUGCUAUACAACCCAUGAUCAUAUCACAGUCUGUUUGUCCUUUGAAUUCUACAGAUAACCUUCGUAGAGAUAGGGCAAAAAGGAAGCAUGAGGAUCCUGAAUUGGGGAGUGAAGAGUGGUCAGCUCUUAAGAUGUAUCUAGCUAACCAUAAUUUUUUUUUUUCCUUUUUUGAGACCCGGAGUCAAGAAGAAGUUCAGUAGCUUUCUAUUACAAGGUUUUUGGAUUGUAGAAUAUAUGAAAGAGACAGUUUGGGAGACUACAUUGUACUGAUUACCCGAGAUAGUCUGGUUAAGAGCCUCUGAGUAAUGGCUGAGACAGCUUGGUCUCUUUUCCCUUUCAUUCCUUGUAAGCUGUGGGGAGCUGCAGAGAGCCCAGCCAUCUCUUGAUGAGGUUUCUCCAGAGACUAGUGUUAGAAUUUAGGAUGGUUCCUUGCAGUUGGGAUCCCCUUCCUUGUUGUGUUUCUUGCCCUGGUUUGAAGCUAUUUCAGAUUUUCUUCUGGUUUCCUCUAAAUUUUUGAGACCUGCGACCAGUAUAGAUCCAAGGCUUUUAUAGCCUGAAUGUAAGUGGAGAGGAGUCUAGAACUUGAAGAUGUGUCUCACUGUUGCCUACUUCAUUUCCUACUCUUCCAGUAGGUCCUCUUCUAUUAUCUGCAGUGAACACACCCGAAACACUGGAGUCUUAAAGAGAAUUCUGCAAUAAGCAUGUAGUCAGAACCAAGUCAAAAGUGGCCAGUGAAUCCUUUCUUUAUCGUAAACUAUUGUCUUACAUUCUGUUCCAGAGAGAUGCAGGGCUGAAUGCCCUCCCGCAGGCCAGCACUUGUCUGUUCUCCAAAAUCACUCUGCAGGCCAGUUUGUUUUCAGCUCAACCAAUAUCAGGAUUUGAUGAUUAAUCCAGGUUCUCAGGUGGGGAGGGCAUCUGUUUGGGAUGGGUGGGCCUCAGGCCCGAGUUUUUCUGGUCCUAAAAGUGAGGGACUAGAACAAGAGGUGUAUAGAGACUGUACCGUGAAGUGAGUUUCCUAGCUUGUUCUUGCCUCUGUGUAAGCUGAAUUAUUCAUGUGAUCCUCACUUGGCUCCCUCUAUUUUUUUGUCUUAACCUUCCAGCAGUGGGGUCACCAGGCACCACACUCAGUGUAGACUCAUAGCAGUUCUAUAUCAUAAAGUAGAAUGUUAGAACCAGAAAGGAUCUUAGAAAUUAUCGGCCACCUUGCUCAGGUCUCUUGACUGUUUUUGGCUCAAACUCUAGUCCUUUUCUUUGUUCCCAUUCAGAGACAAGGGUGGGGGGUGAUGUCAAAGGACAAUCCUUAGUCUCCCAAAAGCACUUGGCUGCUUCGUCCCUUUCCCUCCAUCCCCUAGCCCAGUCAUCUAAGGCCAGAGCUCUUUUCUCU